Molecule: messenger RNA, 1926 nt
Organism: Cladophialophora yegresii CBS 114405
Lineage: Eukaryota; Fungi; Ascomycota; Eurotiomycetes; Chaetothyriales; Herpotrichiellaceae
Product: acyl-CoA dehydrogenase
Exons: 3
Coding region: 1-1926 (641 amino acids)
Molecular function (GO): oxidoreductase activity, acting on the CH-CH group of donors
Source: RefSeq, a predicted model, not a curated record
AUGGCUCCUCUCGAGCCCUCCACCGCGGACACGGGAUUUAUUCUGACUCCACCACCUCUGGGGAAUCCUUUCACGUCGGAUACAUCUUACCAGCGGAUUCUCGAACGGUAUCUACCGCCGGAUGUUCUUCGAAAGGUCAUCCCACGCCUCACCAGGUUCGCGGAUGAGGCAGUCUCACAAGAGAUCAACGACCUCAUAUCCAACGCCGAGUCUGAACAGCCACAUGUUAAAACCCACAAUGUCUGGGGUGCGCGCUACCCCUAUGAUCGCUUGGUGACGAGCCACGGGUGGAAAGAACUAGGCAAAUGGGGAUCAAAGAACGGUGUGAUAGCGCUUGGCUACGAGGAGGAAUUCAAAGAGUAUCGGAGACUCGUCCAACAUGCCUUCAACUACACCUUCUCGGCAUCCUCGGCCGUGUAUUCGUGCCCGGUUUCAAUGACCAGUGGAGCUGCGAGGCUGGUGGCCAAACACCUGGACUCUGUGCCGGCCGAUCACCCCUUUCAUGAGAUAUAUCGUCUCCUGACUGCGCGCGAAGGUAACUGGAUCUCGUCCCAGUGGAUGACCGAACGGCCAGGCGGCAGUGAUGUGCAGAACUCAGAAACAGUGGCUGUUUACUCUCCCCCAUCCCAUAAGACAGGUCGAUUUGGAUCGAUCGAAGAGGGCGACUACCUUGUGUCCGGGUUCAAGUUCUUCUCGUCGGCAACCGACUGCAAUGUCGCUUUAAUGCUGGCGAAAACAGAAUCCGGCCAGCUCAGUCUCUUCAUCGCACCGACUAGGAAGACCGUCACCGUGCAGGGCCGGAGGCAGGAAGUAACCAAUGGCAUUCGCAUCCAUCGUCUCAAGAACAAAAUGGGCACCAAGGAACUCCCGACAGCAGAGCUCGUCCUGAACAACGUCAGAGCACAUUUGAUCGGUCCACUUGACCGUGGAAUCGCCACGAUAGCACUUCUGUUGAAUGUCACACGAACGCACAAUUUCAUCACCGCCCUGUCAUGCUGGCGCCGGGGCAUGGCCAUUGCCAAGUCUUUCGCCAAAGUCCGGACCACCAUCAACCAGCCCUUGGCGACGUUCCCCAUGCACCUCCGGCUUCUGGCGACUAUGGAGGUCAAGCACCGAGGCGCCCUUCAGCUCGCCUUCUUCACCACGAGUCUGCUGAGCUUCGUGGAUAAUGGCUUUCCUCCAGAACAUGUCCAACGACAGGGAUACGUGCCUCUCCCAUCUCCGGGCGAGCAAGCGGAAGUCAUCUUGAGGGCUCUGACGGCAACCGCCAAGGCUGUCAUCUGCAAGACUGCGACGCUUGCAUUGCAGGAAUGUCAAGAAGCCAUGGGCGGAGUCGGGUAUCUGGACGAACCCGCAGAGCCCGAGUUCAAUAUCUCGCGCCUGAUGCGCGACACCGCCGCCAAUAUGACGUGGGAAGGCACGACGAAUGUGCUCAGUAGUGAGGUCGUCAGACAUCUGUUGAACAAAAACGCUCGACAUCUGUCAAGUUUCGGCGACUGGGUGAAGCAAGCGAACGCCCACGUCAGGGACAUUGAGCUGAAGAAGACGCUGAAUCGAGCUUGGACAGAGUUCUCCAGGACUAUGGAAGGCAAGCGCGCCGACAUGAUGUCUGCGCUGGCCAUGGGACGGCAUUUGAUGUUCUCUCUCGCGUGGAUCGUGGCAGGUGUCCUCCUCACCCUGGACGCUGAACGAGACGGCGAUGCCAUCGCCAUGGAGAUUGCUCGACGUUGGGUUCUGGAUGGGGAAGGCAAUGUCGGCGAGUUUCAUCUUCCGCAUGUCGUUCGAGUGUCAGGAAGAGCGCUCGUAAUGGAUGACGGAGACAGGAUCAACUGGGAUUGCAGAUUAGUCUGGGGCUGUGAUCUACCUGCGGACGCUGCAAAAGGGUACCGAGCAGCGAACCCUGAAGUGGCCCGGCCAAAGCUGUAA